UCAUCUUUCCAACUAUUCUUUAACAUGAAGAAGCAGCCAUACAUUGUUAUUCAUUUAAUUAAUUUGUUCUUCUGCAUUCCAGAUCUCCUUUACUCAUUUCUCAUCAGCUUCAAAAACCUGCACGUCCUCGUUGCGUUUUUUAUCGGGAUUCUCCUUUCAGCAACCAUCUGCUGUUUGGCCCUAAAAUGCUGCAGAAACCAACAGAAGACCUCUGGUGGAAUGACUCUGGAGAUGGUGACCACUCAAGCGGUUCCACUGAUGGAUCCUCAUCAAGCAGCGGAAAGCGACGGGACCCGCGGCCCAGAAGGUGACGUGCAGCCCAGAGAGGUGGAGUACUCGGACAUCGACUUUUCCUUGGUGAAAACAAAGCGUGCCGGAGGGGCCGAGGAUACGCGGGAGACCCCAGAUACAGAGUACGCCGAGAUCAACAACAAGGGAACGGAGGAGAGGCAAAGUGAUGGUGCUGAGGACAGUGAAGUGAUGGAGGCCCGGGAAGAGGAGGAGGAGGAGGAGGCCAUAGGGGAAGAUAAGGAGACAGAAGUGUGUGUGCUGAAGGAGGAGGGUGGAGGUGAGGAUGUUGCAGUUUACUCUAAUGUCCAUAAAAUAAUGGGGGAGAGUCAGGGGCCGUGAAGCUCAGGGACUUCUUUUCUUAAUAAACAGGGUGAGCUUCAGCAACGGGGUCGAUAUAGUGCAGAAAUGCAUGUUUUAGAUGUGAUGCUGAGUGUUUGUGUGUGAGGUGGAUUUCCUUUUACAGAAAGUGCAAAUGACACAUAAACAGUAAAACAUCACAUUGUAUGUAAUAAGUGUUUUUUAGUCAAAUAAGCAGGAAGGACAGACAGGCAGCAGCAGCAGGGGAAAUGCAGCUCAUCUUGUUCCAAAGUGCCCUUUGUUAUGAAGUGAAGUGACUGAGUGAGCAGGGUAAGGCACCGGAGCCCAAAUACAUCUCUCAUUUACACCAUAAAAGCUUGUUUGAAUGCCCUCUAUUGAUAUGAAAUAUUCAAACUUAGAUGCCUAAAUGUACAUUGCACAGAAAUAAAAGCUCCUUCCAGCAAUGAAAA
Gasterosteus aculeatus aculeatus (three-spined stickleback) is the source of this 1058-nucleotide messenger RNA. The record is from RefSeq and is a predicted model, not a curated record. Lineage: Eukaryota; Metazoa; Chordata; Actinopteri; Perciformes; Gasterosteidae.